Molecule: messenger RNA, 1315 nt
Organism: Stegostoma tigrinum
Lineage: Eukaryota; Metazoa; Chordata; Chondrichthyes; Orectolobiformes; Stegostomatidae
Product: late histone H2B.L4-like
Exons: 2
Coding region: 30-452 (140 amino acids)
Cellular component (GO): nucleosome
Molecular function (GO): structural constituent of chromatin; DNA binding; protein heterodimerization activity
Source: RefSeq, a predicted model, not a curated record
CCUUCAUUUGCAUUGCUGACGCCAACAGUAUGCAAAAAGCCAGCUCCGGGCCCGCUCUCCCUGAUUCUGUCACCAUGGUUGAAGAAAAGAAAGGGCCAGUUGCUAAGAAGGGCGCUAAGAAAGCGGUGAAGAGGGCGCCAGCGAAAGGCAGCAAGAAGAGGCGAAAGUCCAGGAAAGAAAGUUACUCCAUCUACAUCUACAAAGUGUUGAAGCAGGUUCACCCCGACACCGGGAUCUCCUCCAAGGCCAUGAGUAUCAUGAACUCGUUCGUCAAGGAUAUUUUCGAGCGUAUCGCGGGGGAGGCUUCCCGCUUGACCCGUUACAACAAGCGCAGCACCAUGAGCUCCCGGGAGAUCCAGACUUCCGUACGCCUGCUGCUGCCCGGGGAGCUGGCCAAGCACGCCGUGUCGGAGGGCACGAAGGCGGUGACCAAGUACACCAGCUCCAAGUGAAACGCCACUUGGCACUGAAAAACCCAAAGGCUCUUUUAAGAGCCACCCACAAAUUCCCUUAAACAGCUGAACCUGGAUGUUUUUAAUACUGAUGAACUUUUCUUUGCAGUUGGUGCGGAGAAAUUUUAAAUUUCAGUUCAAUGUUUGCCUUUUAUAAAAUGAUCUGUAAAUUAGAGUGGUCAAGGAGAUUCUGUGUGCUUUAUUCUCGGUUGAUUUCCAAUACAGCCUAUUUUGCCUGAUAAUAGACUGCAUAUGAGUCAUUACAGUCUUUUCUUUAAAAAAAUCUUAAUUCUUUAAAUUUAAAAAUAUAUCCCCCGUCUUGAAAUCCCCCUCCGAAGGAAAACGCAUUUGCCAUUCACCUUAUCUUUGCCCCCUCAUGAUUUUGUAAACACCAAUAAGAUCAUUCCUCAACUUCCGAGUCAUUUCUCAGUUACAUUGUUCAAAUCACUCUUUACUCGACUCCGAUGCCGCAUGAACCCAAGGUAUCACCUUCUGUCAAACAGAAAUAAGAGUGUGCCCAAACUUGAUUACCCCCCGGUAGGAAGAAUUAGCGCGCGAGGCAAGCACUUGGGAGUGUGAAUACGUCGGCGGGACAUGCAGCAUGACAACUUGUGCCCCCAGCUAUAAAACAGAGAUAGCGUUUUGUGAUGACAAUUCCAACUGCUGUUAUCCCUGAUGGAGAAGCGAGUAGGACCUGACCAGGAUCCCACCUGGGAAAAUGUGGACUGACUCGGUGUAAUUGGGAGAUGGAGGGCGAGGAGGAGUAGAUGUGCAAUUCUCUCUCUUCCAGAGCCCAAUGCCCCAAUUCCAAUCUCUACCUAAUGCUCCCCAACCCACUUGCAAUAAAAAAUGUCAGCCCUCUG